ACAGGAAUGUGAAAGUGAAAGAGACAGACGUGAUUUUGUUCUUUCACUUUACUCCAUAUUCCCCUCUGGGCUCGGCUGCACAUACUCGUUACUACUGGGGAGCUGCUGGGAUACAACAGGGGCCCUAUUAUGGGCCACAGAGCCAUGGCUGAGACUACAGACAUCUCCGGGGUUACAGUGAGUGGCCCAAAGUUACCCACAAUGUUGUGGACAUGAGGUGCAGAAAACGCCUACAUUGUCUGACUUUAAUUCUACUCAGCACAUUUCUGGGGAUUACAUUGCUCGGGACCAUACAAGGCAGAAAAAUGGACAUCAUGGAAAUGAAACUACAAUACUGCAUAUUCUCAGUUGUAUGUACAGUGGGAUUGCUCUGGCUGUUAUUCAAAUGUUUGCAAAUCAAAGAAAAAAAGAAAAGAAAUGUUGAUGAAGAGACAGGAUGCUGCUUCUUCUCUUCUUGCAAGUCUUGCUGUUUUUCCGGUAGUACGGAAGAGUAUAAAGCCAGUGAAAUAGAAGCAGUACCUGACUCUGAAGGUUCAAACAAACAAUUGUUGAAGCCUCGAGACAGAGAAACACAAGUUUCCGGAGACAGAGAAACACAAGUUUAUUUUCCACAACAUGGAUCUUCAAAACAUUCUGAUGUAUGUGACCAUGAAGAUACACAUUUGUUGGGGCUUGAAGGAACAUCGGUUCAUCCUCCAAAACAUGGUUCUUCAAAACAUUUUGAUGGAGAGCAAAUCACAACUCAAGCUCAAAUUGCAUUUGAACAGGAGACCUUACAAUCUUCAGGACCAGCAUCAAUAUUUCCUAGCCUGGAAGGACUCAAUCGUCACCAACCAGAAGUGACGGAAUCUUCUGCUGAUGAUCAAGAACCCAGGAAACGGAGAAAACUAACAGACUCUACUGAUGUUGGGCCCUCAGGCAGUGAUGUUUUGCAGGAAAGCCCCAAAACUUCUGAUGGCCUCGUGGAAAUCUCCUCUCCUGAAUCCAACUCCCACCCUAUCCCUGUGGAUGCUUUAGAACAAUCAGGAGAGCAAAUCACAACUCAAGCUCAAAUUGCAUUUGAACAGGAGACCUUACAAUCUUCAGGACCAGCAUCAAUAUUUCCUAGCCUGGAAGGACUCAAUUGUCAAAAACCAGAAGUGACGGAAUCUCCUGCUGAUGAUCAAGAACCCAGGAAACGGAGAAAACUAACAGACUCUACUGAUGUUGGGCCCUCAGGCAGUGAUGUUUUGCAGGAAAGCCCCAAAACUUCAGAAAAAAUUGCACCGUUUCUGAAUAUAUUUCAAGAAUUAAAAAAGGACAAACCUGCUAAACUGAGCCUGAAAGAUGUUCUCAAUAUUGGACAGGAAAGUGAGGAGACAAUUCAGUGCCAGACUCUUAGUGAUGUUCCUUGGUAUUUUCUGAGAAAGUUGAUGUCCCUAAGCAGAAAUGCAAGGAAUACAACCUUACAGCUUGAAGUUACAAACACAGACAUAGACCUGGAUAACUGGUCCUCAUAUGAAGAUUCAUCAUCUGACAGUAAUGAUAGGUUUGAUUCAGUCCAUCCUCUAGAUGUUCUCUGUGCUCUCCUGCAUUGUUCAGACCCUUGUCUACAGCAAGAAAUUCUAUUAAAAAUGUCCAUGUGCCAAUAUGCUGUCCCUCUGCUGCUCCCUCCUGGUGAUGGCACAGACUGCACCUUCAUGCUGUGGGCAAUGAGAGACAUUGUGAAGAGGUGGAGACCUCAAUCAUCACAGGUCAGUAAAGGGUUUAAGGAGGAUAACUUGGUAAACAUAUCAAUGCCAGUUUUCUCUUUUGUGAGAUUAGGGAAAUGCAGAACGUCAAAGUCUCGCAUUCUCAAUCUUAUUCUCAGCCCGGCUCAUCAGGUGCAAGACUUUUUCCUGCACAGAGAAAUGGAAACUGGGAAUGUUUCACGUAAAAUCUCAGAUGGAUUGGUGGAAAUAUGUUGGUAUUUUCCUGGCAGCAACUUAAAAUCAGACAUAAUCAAACAACCCAUUGCAGUAACAAAUAUGAGAGGAGACUUGGGGUCUGGUGAGGAGCAGUUCAGAUUUUUAAGAUGCGUAUCAUCGGCAGUGUUCAUAUUCACAGAGAGUGUCGGGGAGAGAGAGUGUGAACUUUUAGCAGAAUCCAAUUACUUGAAUAAUACAUAUAUUAUUAUAGAUCCUUCUUCACAAACCUCUAGUGAGAAAAUAAAGGAAUACAGGAAACUGCUACAAGAAAAGCUGAACCUAGAUAAGAAGAAUGUCUGGGAAAGAAAAAGAUCAUCCAACGAUGCAGCAUUGGUAAGAGACUUAAAGAAUUGUAUUGCAGAUCAUAUCAACAGAUGCAGCAAUAAAAAUAAAACUCUAGAGGAAAUAUCACAAGAGGCUUACGAAAUGAAAAUAUAUGUUGAUGAAAAUUACAAAGAUCUUCAAGCAGCAAAGAAACGGGCCGAUGAGAUUGGCACCAAUAUAAAGGACAUUGUUGAAUAUAAGAAUGAAACAAUGAAACUACAGGGGGAGCUCUGGAAAGAACUGUCCAAAACAGAGAAAGAAAUGUGUAGAAUGAGAGACCAGGGCAGUGAGAAUGCAGAAGAUUACAUAGACAAACUAAGGCAACAAUGCUCUUCACUCCGCAAGAGGCAAAAUGCUCAUCCUUUCCCUGAAGCCAUGGAACAGUUCAGAAAAGCAGUCACUGAGUUAACUCAGGUUGAAAGACAGUGUUUUUUGAAGUUUACAAAAUUCAGCCUUGACUCAGUUGCUAGAGAAAAUCUCUGUAAACUGCAGGCGGAGUACAAGGAGACAUUUGACAACUAUGGAGCUGAUGUGGAGAAAUUAAAGCAAAUAGAUCAGAGAAUAUCAGACAGCUCCUUAGGCAUUGAACACUUUUUGAGAGAACUGGGACAGUUUUAUGAAGCUAAAUAUGUUGUGGAGAAUGGCAGUAACAUGGAAGAAAAAUUUAGCAAACUCCCAGGAAUCGCUGCUGAUCUUCUGCUGGAUGGUUUCCCAUUGGAGCUGAUAGAUGGAGAUGCCUCCAACAUCCCCCUGCAGUGGGUUUCUGAUGUUCUGAGUGAGCUGGACACCAAAACAGGAGGGAAAUGCAGAAUGAGAGUAAUCACAGUGCUGGGAGUGCAGAGCACAGGGAAAUCCACCCUCCUGAACACCAUGUUUGGCUUGCAGUUCCCUGUGGCCAGUGGACGAUGCACAAGAGGAGCCUUUAUGACACUGAUUAAAGUGCAAAAUGCGUUCCAAAUGGAAUUAAACUGUGAAUUUAUCCUAGUGAUUGACACAGAAGGUUUGAAGUCUCCUGAACUGGCUUCUCUGGAGGACAGCUAUGAACAUGACAAUGAGAUGGCAACUCUAGUUGUUGGGUUGAGUGAUAUCACAAUAAUCAACAUGGCCAUGGAGAAUACAGCAGAAAUGAAAGAUAUUCUGCAGUUAGUGAUACAUGCUUUCCUUCGGAUGAAACAAAUAGGCAAGAAGCACAACUGCCAGUUUGUCCACCAAAAUGUCAGUGAUGUUUCCGCUCAUGAGAAGAACCUGAGGGACAGACAGAAGCUCUUGCAGCAGUUGGAUAAAAUGACAGAAGUUGCAGCAAAAAUGGAGAAAAAAAACCAUAUAAAGAUGUUUUCAGAUAUUAUUGAUUAUAACCUUGAAGAACAUACUUGGUAUAUCCCUGGCUUGUGGUAUGGUGUCCCACCCAUGGCUUCAGUUAAUGCUGGUUACAGUGAUGGUGUGAAUGAACUGAAGAAAUAUUUGAUUUCAUAUAUAAAAAAGAUGAAUGUGAAGGCUCAGACUAUCCCAGAAUUUACUGAGUGGAUAAAAAGCCUGUGGAAUGCCGUGAAACAUGAGAAAUUUAUCUUUAGCUUCAGGAAUAGUUUAGUUUCCGAAGCCUAUAACCAACUGUGUGUGCAUUAUACAGGCUGGGAAUGGAGCUUCCAGAAGGCAACUUAUACCUGGUUUACUGAGACGGAAACUUUCAUCAGGAAUCUACUAGCAGACAAACUGGACAGUGAAUGGGGGCAACUUACACAAGACAUGAAACUGUUAUUAACUAAAGAAGAGAGAAUAAUGUCACAGUCACUAGAGGAAUAUUUUAUCAGUGGUUGUGACAAUGUUCAUCUCUUGGAACCUUUUAGAACUGAUUUCUUCCGCAGUGUGAAAUAUCUCAGGAAGACACAGGAAUCAUCUUUAGCUAAAAAGUGUGAAGAUGCAAUACGCCUACAAAAGGACAGGUGCAAAGUCCAACAAAUACAGGGAGAAUUCCUCCAGGUUAUAGAACGUAGUGUGAAAGUUAUUAUUGAAAAGGGAAGGGAUAAUGGUUCUGAAUUGGAUGAUAAUAUGUUGAAGACGGAAUUUGAAAAUAUGUGGGAAGAUACACUGAAGGGUUUAAAUAUACAAAGACUAAGCAAGAGGGAUAUAAGCCAGGAAAUGUUUCAGUACUUGAAAUAUCAUUCAGCUAAUAAAAAGCUACAUGACCUAAAUCAUUUUGAAAAUUACAAUGGGGACCUUGAUUUUCAUGACCCUGUAAUAAAAAAAUGCAGGAAUUACAUGUCUGAAAUAAUUAGCAGUAGAGGCAACUAUGAUGAGACAUACUGCCAUGAACUCCUCAGAAUGAUAACGGAAGAACAUAAUGAGGAACCUGUAGAUACCGAUUAUUUGGACCUGGUUGUUUUUCAUAUUUUUAAAGAAGCAGCUCAAAAAUUCCAGACCCUGCACGAUGAGUUUAUUGAAAAUAACGACCCAGCUCGUUCUUUGGAAAAUCUCAGGUGCCAUUACUUUUCCUUGUUUGAGAGCAUGUACAAAGAAAAGGAUGAGUGUCAGAAAAGGGCUAAAUAUUUCUGUGAGUUUUGCUUGAAGCCGGCAUUCAUCCAUCACAUUCAGAACCACACGGGGAAAGAGGUGUUGGAUCAUAUUCUUCAAAAACCAAAAUUCAUGAGUCGCAAAAUUUUUCAGUUCUCUGUCCUUGUCCAGCUUCUGAAAGAGAACUCUUUUGAGAAAUACAAUGAAUACAUUAAUAACUAUGAGAGUUUCACCCAAAAAUGGAUUUUAGAUUAUGUAAAGCAGCAAUACCAGAAGCUAAAGAGCAGCAGUGAUUUGUAUAUUAGAGUCCUUGAUUCCAUAAUGCAGAAAGUCAAACAUGUUCUUUCUAAAUCAGCAGGGCAAGCAAACAAUUUUUCAGAUUUUUUUAAAAAAUUUUGCACAGCGUUAGAUAAAGAACUAGUCAUCUCACAGAACAAGUUGAAAUUGAUCGUUUUCGAAAACAAAUUUAAUGUUUCUGAAUUUUCAAAUGACGUUGAGAUCUUUUUAGGACACAUCCAAAAAAAAAUUCAAGCAGAAAUGAGAGAAUGUGAUGUUGAGUCCUUGCUCUCCAACAUUACCUUGAAGCCUCAGGAUGAAUUGUAUAAGAAGGUCAUUGGAUGUGGGAAGCAGUGUCCUUUCUGCAAAGUGCCGUGUGAGGCUGGAACUGAUGACCAUCCAGAGCACUUUGCUUCUAUCCACCGGCCAAUGGGUCUUGCACAGUCAAGUAAAGAUGCUGUAGAUGUUCUAGAUCAUUCCAUAUGCUCCACUGCUGUCCUCUCUAAUAGAAGUUUCAACUCUGAAGAGACAGGCUGGACAGUUCACCCUUAUAAAGAUUACCGUAAAUAUUAUCCGGAAUGGAAUAUCUACCCUGAGGAUGGAAGUGAAGGCACAGAUUAUUGGAAAUUUGUCUUGAAAGAGCACAAUGAUACAUUUGCAAGGACACACAGAUCAAAACCAGCUAAACUUCCAGAAGACUGGCAGAGAAUCACUAGAGAGAAAGCUCUACAAAGUCUAAAGAGAUCAUUUAAUCUGAAAGAAAGUCACUCUAAUUAAAUUAAACUGGACCACUUUGAAAUCAGCCUUUGCAGUAAAAUGUGUUGCAUUGAGUUAUGAGUUGCUCAUGAAACAGAGACGCAUCUAGAGCUACAUACGUAGUAAAAAAUCAACAUUUUCUUUUUAAGGAGAAACUUUAUGUUGCACUGCCAAUAACAAAAGUGAAUUUUACAUUCAUUUUGAAAUUUGAUUUAAGGAUUUUAAAAAGGGUGGGGCUUGUUUGUUAUGCAUUCAUGUAGUGAUAGACACUUCCUUUAAAAGUGAAAUUUGGCAAAUAUUCCAACAUUUUUCAUGGUUAUUUGGCCACUAGAGUUUCAUUAGAGUCUGGGGGAAAGGAUAUCUCAUCUGAGCAAUCAUGGCUGCUCCCACUGAUAUAAACAAACUCAAAUAAGGCAAAAUAUUGUACUGAACAUGUGCUGUAAUAAAUAAUUGAAAUAAAUCCAAUGUAUUAAUCCUUUAAUCAUUUAAAGGGGUUGUUCACCUUCAAAUUAACUGUUAGUAUGAUUUAGAGAGGGAUAUUUUGAUAAAAUUUGCAAUUGGUUUUCAUUUUUUAUUAUUUGUGGUUUUUGACUUAUUUAGCUUUUUAUUCAGCAGCUCUCCAGUUUGCAGUUUCAGCAAUUGGGUUGCUAGGGUCCAAAUUAAAUAUCUCAUUUAUAGGAACAUAUGUGAAUAUGUUUAAUUAUGAGCAUUUCUUGUACUUCCAAAUUAAGUCUACGUAAAUGCUUGUUUAUGUGACUGUGUAACUAAUAAAAUCGUCAAAAUCACCUGUAUCAACUUGCUAAAAUAUUAAAGGGUUGUUUUCAUAA
Messenger RNA from Xenopus laevis (African clawed frog), 6637 nucleotides. Its product is annotated as interferon-induced very large GTPase 1. The record is from RefSeq and is a predicted model, not a curated record. The transcript is spliced from 12 exons. The coding region runs from base 213 to 5831 and encodes 1872 amino acids. NCBI's taxonomy places the organism in Eukaryota, Metazoa, Chordata, Amphibia, Anura, Pipidae.